UUGUGAAGGGAGUCACGAGUCAAGGUGUCAUAAUAGUCAUAAAUAUUAUAUGACACCAUAAAUAUAUUGAUAUUAACAAUGCACUAAAAAUAACGGAACAAUCAAACAUUAGCGAUAACGCACGGUUGUAAUAUUAUAACAAUGUAAUAAUAAUACGUCUAAAAUUGUUUGGCGGCCAAAAAAGAGUGAAAUCUACUAGGCCUUUUGAAUAAAUAAUAUAAUUUGAUUGAAUAUUAUUUUCAUUAAAUGCUUUAAAUUGAAAAUGCAUAAAAGCUGAUGUGGGACACUCACUCCCCAGGACUGUGUAGGCAGGGAGCGGCCGCAGCAGCUGCAGAAUUCCAUGUGGAGGGUCCUCCUGCACUCGGAGCGGUGCUGUACCAAGGCUUUUUUAAUUGGUUGUUACUGUUAGCUUUUUUUUUUUUUAUCUCCAUUGUAUACGCAUGAGCAUUGACGCAACAGCAGCAAUAGCAGCAGCAACAGCAGGCUCCAUGACUAUAACACUGUGCCGGGCUAUGGUCACUUCCUGAUGCCCCGUGUCCCUCUGUAGCAGACAGGUACACCGCCGAUCAGAGUUUUCCAUUCCUAGAGGUGUGCUCUGUUUGGGAAAUGGAACGGCAGAGCCCAGCAGACAUGCAGGCAGUGAAGACCAUAGACGCUCACACCUACACCACACCAACUACUGUCACCAUGGCAACAACCAGCUGCAGCGACAGCACACUGUGCACGCAGGCACCCUUAGCUUCCCUUAGCAUCCUGCCCUCAGACCAACAGGCAGUUCGGGUGAUCCAGCACACCAUCCACAGACCUCAGAGCAUGGCAGCUCAGUACCUGCAUCACAUGUACGCAGCUCAGCAGCAGCACCUGAUGCUGCAGACAGCAGCCCUGCAGCAGAGCCAGUACCAGCACAAACCUCAGCUGCAGAGCUUGGCCACCAUUCCACAGGCUUCUGUUUGUCAGAGGCAGCUGUCAUCUCCCUCAUCCACUGACGGUAUGGUUCCUCCUGCUGGUGUUUCUCAAACCUCAAUCACUUUACCAGCAUCUUCAGUGACAGCCCACCUGAUUGGCCGCAGCCAAACGUCCAACUCCACUGCUGCAGCCACAGUAUCCCAGCAGGCCAUGCUGCUGGGAAACCGACCGGCCAACUGUAACCAAGCUCAGAUGUAUCUUCGGACUCAGAUGUUAAUUCUAACUCCUGCAGCUCCAGUGGCUGCAGUUCACUCAGAGCUCCCUGCGUUCACCUCCUGCUCCACCUUGCCGACCUCCUCUGAGGUUCAUAAUCUGUCUCUGCAUGCUCACCUGCCUGGAGCUCUAGCUGCAGCCAACAGUGUGGUCCUAAAGCCAACUCCUCAGACUCAAGUCCCCUUUUCAGCUGCUUCUGUGUCCAAGACCUCAGUCUGUGCUGUAAAGACCAACCACAUGAUCGAUGAAACAGAUCAUCCUGGACCUCGGACGCUAAAUACAUCCCUUUCUCCAGUACAUACACAUACUCUGGAGAAGAAGCCGUUGAGCUGUCCAUCAGGCCAACAGGUGGCGCACCACCAGCUCAUCCUUCAGCAAGCCACUGCAGGUGCCCUGAACCACAAACGUCUCCAUCCUAUUGCCCUCAAAGUCGCCCCACAAGAACCAAACUGCCAACCUCUUUCUCUUUCAAUAAAAAGACUGACCACACCCAGCACCCAGACACAGACCAACACUGACCCCCAAGUCUCCUCCGCUCCUUUGUCCUCUUCUUCUUCUCCAUCUGUUACCACUGCGACUACAUCUUCAGCUCAAAACUCCAUCCCAGCUGCCACUGUUCAAUCUCAGCCUCCUCCUCUGGUGGCUGCUCCGAAGCGACAGUCUUCAAUCCUACAGGCUCAGAAUCAGCCCCCACCUCCUCCACCACCCCUGGUUCUCCACAGGCUGCCUCCAAAUCCUCCUGCCUCCCUUCAGAGGUUCUCCCUGCACUCUGUCCAUGCAUUGGCAGUGCAGACAGGGCAGAGGUUGCGGACAGAGCAAGAGCUUUCUAUAGCGGAGGCCCUAAACCUGAUGCCUUACCAAAACCUGCCUCCUCCUCAGACGGUGGCUGUUGACCUGAAGGUCCAUUUAGUAGGACGCAGAGAGAGCUCAUCAAUGACUUUCAGUGAAAUUCAGGCAGCGCAGGAGUCUAAGGAGAAAAGACUGAGUCCAGAAGAGACGAAGGAAGGAAGUUUGAUUAGUCCACAGAAGGACAAGACCCCUGAAGCUGUCAUCGUACCGUCAAAGCAAAAUGGUGAAGAAAAACAUUCGGCCUCCACCACGUCCAGCCAGUCGGUGAUAAAAAUACCACAGGUGGAGAAGUCUGCCUCCCUCACUACGAUCAGCCACCACCCUCCCCCUUCAUCUUCUCCUCCUCUACCUAUGUCUGCUCCCCCCACUGCAGUCCGAAGUCCCCCUCAGAUCACCUCUGCCCCCACCAGCCUCCCAGGAAGUCCUGACAGGAUGUGCACAAGCAGUGUCCUCACACACCUGAUCGAGGGCUUCGUCAUCAGAGAGGGACUGGAGCCGUUCCCAGUGAAUUCAUCCUCGCUCUCAGAGGAGCAGCAGGCUUCACUUCCAGAGCCACAGGACAUUCACACCAACGGGAGUCCAGCAGCCGAGGACAGCCCCGUGGAUGCUGACCUGUCGGAAUCUUCAGACUCCGAGAUGGAAAACGGUGGUCCACCAGCAGAGGAGCUGGGAGACGAAGCAGAAGCAGCAUUACUGCAGUGUGAAUACUGUGGAGGCAGAGGUUACGCCCAGACGUUCCUGCGCUCACAACGCUUCUGUUCCAUGACAUGUGUCAGAAGGUUCAACGUGAGCUGCACCAAGCGUGUCACCAGACUAAGAGCAGGCCGCUGGAGCAGCAGACCACUGGGGCGGAGAGGACGACCACCAAGCAGAAUGAAUGUAGCCUUUCUGAGACGGGCUCAGGGCUCCUACCCUCCUGUGAGGAGCCAGCAGUGUUCAGAGAGAGAUGAAGAACUGCAGGAGGUGCAGGAAGAGGAAGAGCAGGAAGAUGAGCAUCCUGCUCCAAUGAAAACCAGACUCCAGAAGUUGACUGAGAGGGAGCAGGAGAGGGAGAGUGAGCGGGUGAUGCCAGAGACAAUCAGUGUUUCUGAUGGAGAGGACGAUGACGGUCUUCCUUCACAGUGGAAUGUGGAACAAGUGUUUUCCUACAUCUACUCCUUGCCUGGUGGUUCUGUUGUUGCCGAGGAGUUUCGUUCUCAGGAAAUCGAUGGCCAGGCUCUACUGCUCCUCACGGAGGAUCAUCUGGUCAGCACCAUGAACCUUAAACUGGGACCUGCUCUCAAACUCUGUGCCCAAAUACAGUCUCUGAAAGAUGAAUAAAAAAAGAAAGAGUCUGAGAGAAUCUUCUUGCCCUGGGAUUAUCCACUCACCAACCCAGAUCGGGAUAAUCUUGAUAACACUGCCGGGGAAUUCUCCCCUGAGUGAGAACACCAGUGUUUCCAUCAGACCGGUGAGACAAAGUCCAGUCAGUCGAGCAGCUGAUAUGAACUCAAACUGAAGCAUCUACCCUCGAUUACCUCUACUAUACAUUUGUUUGGAAUGGUUUAAAAUGCUAUUUGUAUUGUUUAUAAUAAAAUACAUCAAGGACGUUGUACAAUAUGAAAGUUUACAAAACAGAUGUUGUCUACUUAUUAUUUGGGGUUGUAAUUAUUAUAAAAGAAAACGUUGUUAUUAUUGCCACCAUUGAAAUAUAAAUUAAAUUGUAAAAACACCUUAUUGUCAACUUUUUUUACACCUUGUACCUUCCCUUCAAUUAUUUUGCUC
Cynoglossus semilaevis (tongue sole) is the source of this 3792-nucleotide messenger RNA. RefSeq names its product polyhomeotic homolog 3 (Drosophila) (gene phc3a). The transcript has 14 exons. Gene Ontology annotation, biological process: negative regulation of DNA-templated transcription. The coding region runs from base 607 to 3348 and encodes 913 amino acids. Gene Ontology annotation, molecular function: chromatin binding; histone binding; zinc ion binding. The record is from RefSeq and is a predicted model, not a curated record. Gene Ontology annotation, cellular component: PRC1 complex; nucleus. NCBI's taxonomy places the organism in Eukaryota, Metazoa, Chordata, Actinopteri, Pleuronectiformes, Cynoglossidae.